GUUACGCCCCGAAAAAGUUGGUCGCAUCUCCCCCCAAACUCGCCAUUUAGGGGGAAAAAAAGAAGGUAAUAAGGAACUUUUGGAGAUAAAAUCAUCAGCCAUACCAACUACGUCGGUUCUUGUUGUUUUUUAUUACCUUUCUGGAACUUGUGUUAGCAUUUAGCAUAACCUCGUUUAACAUUGACCCACGUGGUGAGCGUGUAAGUGUGUGUGUGUGUGCGUGCGUGUGUGUGUGUGUGUGUGCGUGUGUGCGUGUGCGCGCAGGCUGUGUCCACUGUCAGUCUGUUGGCUAAAAGCAGAGAAGACAUUUCUGCCUCCUGACUCGGACUCCGACUUCUUCCCGCCUCACUGAAACUUAACAGGUGCCAUGGCUGAAAGGGUGCUGGUGGUUGGCGGCGGAGGGCGGGAGCACGCUCUGGCCUGGAAGUUGGCACAGUCGCCACACAUUCAGCAAGUCCUUGUGGCUCCCGGGAACGCGGGGACGGCAAACUGCGGGAAGAUCAGCAACUCUGAGGUAUCUGUGAGUAACCACGCCAUUUUGGCUCAGUUCUGUAAGGACCAUCAUGUGGGGCUCGUGGUGGUCGGCCCAGAGGUUCCGCUCGCUGCUGGUAUGGUGGAUGACCUGACGGCAGCAGGUGUACCAUGUUUUGGCCCGUCUGCCAGAGCCGCCGAGUUGGAGGCCAGCAAGAGCUUCUCCAAGGCCUUCAUGGAGCGCCACGGCAUUCCCACGGCCCGCUACGGCUCCUUCACCGACGCAAAGGAGGCUUGCAACUACAUUCGCACGGCUGACUUCCCAGCGCUGGUUGUGAAGGCCAGUGGCUUGGCAGCGGGUAAAGGAGUUAUUGUGGCACAAGACCAGGAAGAGGCCUGUCGGGCAGUGAUGGACAUCAUGAAGGACCGAGCGUUUGGUUCUGCUGGCGACACAGUGGUGGUGGAGGAGCUUCUCGAAGGCGAGGAAGUAUCUUGUCUGUGCUUCAGCGAUGGCUCCACAGUGUCGUCAAUGCCUCCAGCGCAGGAUCACAAACGGCUGCAAGAUGGCGAUCAGGGUCCAAAUACAGGUGGCAUGGGAGCCUACUGCCCCACCCCUCAGGUGAGCCAUGAGCUACUGGUGCAGAUCCGAGAGUCUGUGCUUCAAAAGACCGUGGAUGCGAUGAAGCAAGAGGGAGCUCCUUAUGUUGGUGUGCUGUAUGCCGGGCUCAUGUUAACCCAGAAGGGACCCAAAGUUCUGGAGUUCAAUUGUCGCUUUGGAGACCCCGAGUGCCAGGUCUUGCUGCCCUUGCUGAAAAGUGACUUGUAUGAGGUCAUCUUGAACACGAUGAAUGGCAAGCUGGCCUCUAGCGCCCCUGAGUGGCACAAGGAAAAAGCCGCAGUGACCGUAGUGAUGGCCAGUGCCGGCUACCCAGGUGCCUACAACAAAGGAAUGGCCAUCACAGGUCUGUCCCAGGUGGAAGACAUGGGCAUCCAGGUGUUCCACGCAGGUACAGGGCUGAAGGACGGACAAGUGGUGUCCAGCGGCGGGCGAGUUCUGACGGUCACCGCGGUCAGACCUUCGCUGGAGGCGGCACUGCAGGCAGCCAAUGAAGGAGUGGCUGCGGUUGGUUUCCCGGGUGCUGUGUACCGCCGUGACAUUGGUCACCGGGCCAUUUCCCACCUGAAGCAACGCAGAGGCCUGACUUAUAAGGACAGCGGCGUGGACAUUGCUGCGGGCAACAAGCUGGUGGACAUCAUCAAGCCUCUGGCCAGGGCAACUUCCCGCCCAGGAUGUAAUGCAGAGCUGGGAGGCUUUGCUGGACUUUUUGACCUUAAAGCUGCAGGAUUCCUCGACCCGGUUCUGGUAUCUGGAACUGACGGUGUUGGGACCAAACUGAAGAUUGCCCAGGCGUGCGGUCAGCAUGGCAGCUUGGGUCAAGAUCUAGUCGCCAUGUGUGUGAACGACGUCCUGGCUCAGGGAGCAGAGCCGCUUUUCUUCCUCGAUUACUUCUCCUGCGGAAGCCUGGAUGUGAACGUGGCCGCCGCAGUGGUCGCUGGCAUCGCCAAAGCGUGUGAGAUUGCUGGCUGUGCUCUACUGGGUGGAGAGACCGCAGAAAUGCCUGGCGUCUAUGGCCCUGGGGAGUAUGAUCUAGCCGGGUUCUGCGUGGGAGCAGUAGAGCGUAGCGCCCUGCUGCCGAGACUGGCGGACAUUACGGAGGGAGACCUGUUGAUUGGAGUGGCAUCCUCUGGUAUCCACAGCAACGGCUUCAGCCUGGUCCGCAAAGUCCUGGAACGUGCAAAUCUAAGCUACAGCUCCCCGGCACCCUUUGGCCACCUGGGGCAGACUGUUGGGGAGGUUUUGCUGACGCCAACAAAGAUCUACAGUCGUCUGCUGCUCCCGAUCCUGCGCAGCGGUGCGGUGAAAGCCUAUGCUCACAUCACCGGUGGAGGACUUCUGGAAAACAUUCCUCGUGUUUUGCCCCAGGAGCUAGCAGUCGAUAUAGAUGCGUCUCGUUGGAGCAUCCCACCAGUGUUUUCCUGGCUCCAGAAAGAGGGCGGACUGAGCGAGGAUGAAAUGACCCGCACCUUCAACUGUGGCCUGGGAGCAGUGCUAGUGGUGGCCCCGAUGGAGGCUCAGAGGGUCUUGCGGCAGCUGCAGGCCCACGAGGAGGCCUGGAUCGUGGGCGCACUCGCUCACAAGCAGCCUGGUACCGAGUCUGUGGCGGUCCGCAACCUCAAGCACAGCCUGCUGAGCGGCGGUCCAGCCUCCAAGAACGGCAAUUGCCUCGGUGACAUCAGCACGCCGCACAGGAGGACCAAAGUCGGCGUUCUCAUUUCAGGGACAGGUACCAACCUGCAGGCACUGAUCGAGCAGGCCAGGCGUCCAUCUAGCUGUGCAGAGAUCGUGGUGGUCAUCUCUAACAAGCCUGGAGUUCAGGGCCUCAAAAGAGCAGCACUGGCUGGGAUCCAGACACGGGUGGUGGACCACAAACUCUACGGAAGCCGAGCGGAGUUUGACGGCACCAUUGACCGCGUCCUCGAAGAAUUUGGGGUGGAGCUUGUGUGUCUGGCUGGAUUCAUGCGGAUCCUCACGGGGGGGUUUGUUAAGAAAUGGAACAGUAAGAUCUUGAACAUCCAUCCUUCCUUGCUGCCUUCCUUCAAGGGUGUGAACGCCCAAAAGCAGGCUCUCCAGGCCGGGGUGCGGGUUAGCGGCUGCACGGUCCACUUUGUUGCGGAGGAGGUGGACGCAGGGGCCAUCAUCGUGCAGGAGGCGGUGCCGGUGGUGAGCGGCGACACUGAAGAAAGUCUGUCGGCCCGAAUCAAAGAGGCCGAGCACAGGGCCUUCCCUGCGGCGAUGGAGCUGGUCUCCAGCGGAGCUGUCCAUCUCAGUGAGGAUGGACGUGUCAUCUGGAGGUCACAUUAGUACUUUGCAUGACUACAGCUGAGUAAUGUGUAGUGUGACACUGUUACAAAACAUUCCUAAUGUGCAUGCAUGUUACAUUUUUCCUGGAUGAAUACAUAUUAUGCACAGUAAACAACAUUUCUUUAUCUACUCCAAAUGUUUGUGUUUAAAUGUACUUGUGUGAAUUAGAGCUGCACAGAACAAAAAAUGCUAUUCUUUCUAAAUGGUUUACUUGUAGUGUAUGCACAUAUACUGUAUAAGCCUAUAUACCGGUACUAGGGGUGUAACGGUACACAAAUAUUUUGGUUCGGUACAUACCU
Molecule: messenger RNA, 3693 nt
Organism: Nerophis lumbriciformis (worm pipefish)
Lineage: Eukaryota; Metazoa; Chordata; Actinopteri; Syngnathiformes; Syngnathidae
Gene: gart
Product: phosphoribosylglycinamide formyltransferase
Biological process (GO): adenine biosynthetic process; 'de novo' IMP biosynthetic process
Cellular component (GO): cytosol
Molecular function (GO): phosphoribosylformylglycinamidine cyclo-ligase activity; phosphoribosylamine-glycine ligase activity; metal ion binding
Source: RefSeq, a predicted model, not a curated record